ACUACUCUAUUUUCAUAUUCAUAUUGCCAUGGCUUCUCUUUCUUCCUUCUUCUACCUCUCUCUCUUCUCCAUUUUUCCCUUAAUCUAUUCCCUCACAAUCCCACUCUCACCUUUGCAAACAUACCCAUCUCAAGAUCCCUACCAAUACCUCAACUUUCUAGUUUCCUCCUCUUUAACAAGAGCCUUUCACCUCAAAAACCCCCAAACCAUCUCCACAACUCCACUCUUUUCUCAUAGCUAUGGAGGUUACUCAAUCUCCCUUUCGUUUGGAACUCCUCCCCAGACCAUCCCUUUGCUCAUGGACACAGGCAGUGACCUUAUUUGGUUCCCCUGCACUACUCGCUACCUCUGCAAGAACUGUUCAUUCUCCUCCUCAAACACUCCACUUUUCAUCCCUCAACAAUCUUCUUCCUCCAAGAUCAUCGGCUGCCGCAAUCCUAAAUGUUCUUGGAUUCACCCCAAUGCACAAUGCAAAGACUGCAAUCCUUCAAACAACUGUACUCAGAUUUGUCCACCCUACAUUAUCUUUUAUGAAUCAGGCGCGACCAGUGGCAUUUCACUAUCAGAAACUCUUAACUUUCCUAACCGAACCAUUCCCAACUUCUUCGUCGGAUGCUCUGUUUUCUCUUCCCGGACACCUGCCGGCAUUGCAGGUUUCGGACGUGGCCAAGCUUCGCUUCCAAGUCAACUAAACGUCGACAAGUUUGCAUACUGUCUGCUUUCUAGAAAAUUCGAUGACACUACAAGAAGCAGCCCUCUAAUACUUGAUAAUAGUAGUGGCUCGGAUUCCGAAAAGAAGUCGAGUGGUUUAAUCUACACGCCAUUUAUCAAGAACCCAGUGUUCCCAGGAAGGAGUGCCUUCUCAGUCUACUACUACGUUGGUCUCAGAAAAAUCACAGUCGGCGAGCGGCGAGUGAGGAUUCCAUACAGGUACUUAAGGUUGGAUGAUGAAGGAAAUGGCGGCACCAUUAUUGACUCCGGUACAACGUUUACAGUCAUGGCUUCUGAAGUGAGGGAGCCAUUGGCGGCUGAGUUUGAAAGUCAAUUGGUGAAGAAGAUGAAUUUCAGUAGAGCUCUUGGUGUUGAGGUUUUAACGGGUUUGAGUCCUUGUUUCAACGUUUCAAGUGGGACGACGAGGCUAAAAUUCCCCAAGUUGAAGUUACAUUUCAAGGGUGGUGCUGAGAUGGCAGUGCCGCCGGAGAAUUAUGCAGCUGUGGUUGGUGACGGCUCAGCUGUGUGUUUGAUGGUAGUGAGUGGCAGGUUGGGUAGUGGUGGGCCGACGAUUAUAUUGGGGAACGUAUUUUGGCAGAAUUAUUAUGUGGAGUAUGAUUUGAGGAAAGAGCGGUUGGGAUUUAAGCAGCAACAAUGUGAGUGAUCCAUGAAGAACAUUAAAUUGAAUAAGGGAAUUUGUAAAUAAUUCCACUCCUUGUUUUUCUUCUAAUAAAAAUAUUUGUUAGACCACAAAUUGAGAAACACUUAUGACUCAUAAAU
Messenger RNA from Pistacia vera, 1491 nucleotides. Its product is annotated as probable aspartyl protease At4g16563. The coding region runs from base 29 to 1375 and encodes 448 amino acids. Gene Ontology annotation, cellular component: extracellular region. Gene Ontology annotation, molecular function: aspartic-type endopeptidase activity. Gene Ontology annotation, biological process: proteolysis. The transcript has a single exon. Lineage: Eukaryota; Viridiplantae; Streptophyta; Magnoliopsida; Sapindales; Anacardiaceae. The record is from RefSeq and is a predicted model, not a curated record.